GGGGGGCGGGAGGAAGAAGAGGAGGAAGCAGCCCCCUGCCGGUGAUUCCAGCCUCCGCCACUGAUAAUAAUCCUUAUCGUCAGGCCCUAUCUUUAGUACUACAAGGCGGAUCUGGGGCGGUUAGCAGUUUUCAAGUGCUAUUGUUUGAUCAGGUUCCGAAUGUGCACAGCAAUUUUACUGUGCAGCUUCUCAUCUUUACAUGGCUCACUUCCGCGGCUUCUACCAUGUAUGGUGCUAUUGUCUACCUCACGACUAAACUUGCAGAGCCAGAAACAGAGACGACAAAAGCUUUAGUGAAUGGAUGUGAAGAUGUUGAGACAAUUUCUCUAUGGAUUAUUGUGGCUCACUGCUUUCAAUCAGUUUUUGCGAUUUCAGCCUCCCUAAAGAUGAUCUCUGCGCCGGAUUACGACUUAUAUGCUUUCAAGUUUCUCAUUUACAGAAAUUACUGCCUGGCUUUUUGGAACUGCGUGGUCUCCAUCCCAAGCAUGUAUUCUAGAUGGAGAUCAGUCGCAUUUCCAUCUUGGUUUCACAACUCAGUUUGGUUCGGUGAUUGGGUCAUGCUGUCGCUCAUAUUUCGAGCAUUUUCUGGCGCGGCAUCAAUUGUAAUCAUAAUCAACUUUGACCUGCACGAGUGCCCAAGACUCCAGACAUGUUCUAUUUUCGUUGCGUCGUCGUUUCUGAUGUUUGUGAGCUACUUCUUCAUUCAACUGCCAGCCAGUGACGGAGGCUGGAAUCACCGGCAGGGGGGCUGCUUCCUCCUCUUCUUCCUCCCUCCUCUUCUUCUUCUCUCCCUUCUUUCCUCUUCUUCUCCCUCCUCCUCUCCUCUAAUUUCCAUGGAGCUCAUGGGGGUAGGGGGGCUUGAGCCCCCCUUGCCCCCACGCUAAAUCCGCCCCUGCUGCUAGCAGUAUGGGUGACUGUAAAAAAAAAUACAUGGGAGCUGAUCUUGUAGUGGGAAAAAAACAUCUGUGUCCUGUGAGGGAGUGAGCUGACCUUGUAGUGGGAAAAAAACAUAUUGUCGUCGUCUCUGAUGUUUGUGAGCUACUUCUUCAUUCAUACUCUGCUUCAUGUUGCUUGUGAUGA
This is a messenger RNA of Panicum virgatum (switchgrass), 1080 nucleotides long. RefSeq lists its product as uncharacterized. Gene Ontology annotation, cellular component: membrane. The transcript is spliced from 3 exons. Lineage: Eukaryota; Viridiplantae; Streptophyta; Magnoliopsida; Poales; Poaceae. Bases 225 to 884 code for a protein of 219 amino acids. The record is from RefSeq and is a predicted model, not a curated record.